Protopolystoma xenopodis is the source of this 267-nucleotide messenger RNA. NCBI's taxonomy places the organism in Eukaryota, Metazoa, Platyhelminthes, Monogenea, Polystomatidea, Polystomatidae. The record is from the annotation of a GenBank genome assembly.
AUUUUUGACUCGUUCUGGCCGGGUUCCUCCAUGAUGCAAUUUAUGUUGAAAAAUGCUGGUGAUACCGACACCCGUGCCUACAAACUGCAACGCUCAAAAGUGACGAUUCUUAAAAUCCUAUCCAUAGGGAUACAAAUCGUGGAUAUCCAGCUCCGGAUGGAACCGGCACUCAAGGAAGCAGAUUUCAAUCCAUUUCGCAGACAUAAAAGUGCAGGACGAGAGGGAACACAAAAAAAUGUCUGUCCAGGAUUUGAGGAUGCCUUCUAG